AUGCCAGGGGCUUGCUCUGAUGUUGUUCAAGGAAAGGGCGCUGGGAAGAAAGGCACUAGAGCUGCAGCAUUGACUAAAAGAAAGGGCGUUCUUAAAAAGGGGGGAAAGGGCAAUAAGGAGGGCGACAAGAGCAGUGCAGCAGUGAAAGCGGGUGUGAAAGCAGGCAAGGGAGAGAAAGAGGGACAAGGUGCCAGCAGCGUUCAGACUGCCGCCACUGCUACAGCCGCCACUGCUACAGCCACCACAGCUACAGCCGCUGGCAGUGAGCAAUUUACUGUGCACGCCCCUCCCCCCAGCAUCGCCCGCAUCCAAUCGCUGAGCGACAGCUGGCGUGCCAGCCACGAGGAGAUGUUUUUCCAGCUGCUGUGCUCGCGGGGGGCAGCACUGCUGGGAGGGAUAGGGGGAGGGGCAGGGCUGGGGGGAGGGGCAGGGCUGGGGGGAGGUGCAGGGAUGGGGGGAGGUGCAGGGAGAGGGGGAGGGGGAGAUGCGGAAGCAGGGAGAGGGGAAGGAGCAGUCGAAGGGCUGCUGCCGUUGGGGGGAAGAGGGGUAGGGAAGAGGGGAGGGGCAGGCAUGGGGGGAGGGCCAAGGAUGGGGGGACCGAGAGGGAUGGGGGGAGGAGAUGGGGGGCUGCUGCCGCUGUUGGCAGGGGCUGGGAAAGGAGGAAAGGGAAGAGGGGAGGAGGACGGAGACACGGAGGACGAUACUGCAGCUGCUUCUAAGAAGAGAAUUGUCUCCAAAAACGGGACUGCCAUUAAAGGGGAUAUUGGGUCGCGAGCCCCGAUGGGUCUGGGGGGGCUUGGACUAGAAGGAGGAAGGGCUGGUGUGAGAAGAGGAGUGAGUGUGAUGGGAAGAGGAGUGAGUGUGAUGGGAAGAGGAGUGAGUGUGAUGGAGUGUAGCUGGGAGGAGGGUGAUCUUCUUGAGCUGACUCAAGAUUCACCUCGUCACAAUGGCACAACAACAAGGGUGCAACUGGAAUUAGUGGGUGUGACUGAGUGUGGUUGGGAGGAGGGGGGUGUGGAGGGGGGUGUGGAGGGUUGCUCUGAGUUGGGGGAGGAAAAAGACAAGCAGAAAUAUCUGGGAUUGCUAAGGAAUCUCUCAUCUGGGGAGGAGAAGGAGAGGCUGGCGUCGACACCGCCUCAGUCGAAGAGAGGGAAAGGGAAGGCUAAAAAGGUUCAAAGUUUUGUCUUCCAUGUUUCGGGUUUAGACACGGCUUUUGAGGAGCCUCUGAAGCCGCCUGAGGACAGGGUUUUCCUCUUCUCAGAUAUGGGUCUGGAAAAGGGUGAAGGGGAGGGGAGGAAGAUCAAUGGAGAGGAGGGGAAUGGAGAGGACGGGGAAGAAGAGGAGGGGAAAAGAGAGAAGGGGAAAGGAGAGGAGGGGAAAGAAGAGGAGGGGAACAGAGGGAAGGGGAAAGGAGAGGAGGGGAAAGGAGAGGAGGGGGAUGGAGAGGAGGGAACGACAGAAGGGUCUGUUUUCGUUGAAGAUCAAAGAAAUGUGGAGCAAGGAGGGUGCGCUGACCGUCCAAGCUUAGAAGUAGCUAAGAGAGGUGCAGGGGAAAGGGCAGAGGCAGGGGCAGAGGCAGGGGCAGAGGCAGGGGCAGAGGCAGCGGCAGUGGAAGGGGCAGGGGAAGGGGCAGGGGAAGGGGCAGGGGAAGGGGCAGGGGAAGGGGCAGGGGAAGGGGCAGGGGAAGGGGCAGGGGAAGAGGCGGUAGAAUUUGGGGCUGGGGAAAGAUCAUCAGAGGGGGUUAUUCAGAGUGGAGAAGCUGUGAGAGACUCAGCGGCAGGGGAUGGUGGUGAGGGGGAAGGAGCUGGGACCCUUGAUCCCUCCCUCUCUCCCCCUCUCUACAAAUCCAAUGUUGUAGGAAAUACGGAGAUUGGAGAGUCAGCUGCAGCAAAGGCUGGUCAGGAGGAAGGUGCGGGGAAGCUGCGCACGAGCAGUAGUGAAGUGAGAGCGUUGGCUGCGCUUGUAACAGAGUUGGCCUGUGGGCGGGGAGAGCAGCAGGGGGAGAGGCAGGUGCAGCAGCAAGGGGAGGUGAGUUCUGAGUCGACGCAAGUAUCACUGGUAACAGAGUUAGCCUGUGGGCGGGGAGAGCAGCAGGGGGAGAUGAGGGCGGGAGAGGGGAUAAGGGACACAGAUACUGUAGUGCAGGCCCAGCAGCACGAGGGGAUAAGGGAGGAGCAGCAAGAGGAGGUUCCUCCUCAGGUGCCGUUUCUGCCACCGCUCCAGGUGCCGCCUCAGGUGCCGUUUCAGGUGCCUGGUGACGUUCCUUGGCUGGCGCUCCAGGCACCUGGCCAGGUGCCUUUUGAGCUAUUCAACAAAACGCCUGUGGAGAUCCAAUCAAUGUGCCAAGGUGGAUCAAACAACCUGGAGUUUUGUGACCAGUAUGCUUUGCCUGAGACUCAAUGUGUGUCAGCAGCAGCGUCAGGAGAAGCAGACGGGGGUGGUUGGUCAGAAAACGAGGGGGCUGGGUCGCAGCAAACACUGGUUGAUGGGGAAAUCGAAGGUGAGGGUGACGGGGCAAGAGUAGGAGAGGAGGGUGGUGCUGGAGAAAUGGAGGGUAGCGGUUUGGAUGGGACAGAUGUGAUGGCGAAUGGGCUGGAAUGCCAUCAGCAGCAGCGAGGGGAAGGGCUAGCGAAGAAAAUAGCUAAGGGAAAGCAGACCACAGGAAAAGAGAAAGGUGCAAUGGCGGGUGCGGGGGGUGUCACCCUGGCGUUUCGUUGGUUGGAGGACGUGGCGUCCCCGUUAUUCUUCACCCUGAUACUAGCGUGGAUGCUGUACACCGUCAUGCACACUGUAUUCACGUUUAAAAAUAGCGAGAUGACUAUAACGAGGAAAACCGACGAGAAGGGAGAAGGAGAGGGGGAGGACGAGGAGGAGGAAGAGGAGGAGGAAUGGAAUCAGGUGGAGAUGCACGAGGCAGAAGAAGACAAACCGAGCGAGCUCGGAAACGACAACGCUUGUGACGCACAUGGUGACACUAGCGAUGAUGAUAUUGUCGAAGUGUCUCCUGCUACUCCUCCCGUCUCCAGAGGAAACCUAGACCCGUUGCAAGGAGACUCAUCUGUUGCUCCAGUCCCGUUAAAAGACACACUUAAUGACGCACUUAGUGACGCUUUACCCGGUGUCGCGGAAGCUUCCGCCAUUUCUCCCGUUCGCGUUCCCACUUCCUCAGCCACCCCUGCCUCCACGACUGCUACAGUCGCCACUGACACUUCCGCGGAACCUUCCGCCGCUUCCGCCCCGCCCGCCGCUUCCGCUCCGCCUCCCGCUUCCGCUUCUUCCGCCCCAUCCGCCGCUCCUAAGCCGUCCGCUCCGCGUGACCCGGACGAGGGCAGCGGGGGGGACGGCGAGAGCGACGACGACUGGGAGGGCAUAGAGGCGUCAGAGGCGGAGGAUCUAUUCUCGGCGGCGGCAGCUUUGGUGACGACGAUGGCGGCUACGGGGAAUUUAAAGAUUGGAGAGGGGCUGCAGCUGCUGCUGUAUGGUCUGUACAAGCAGGCGAGCGACGGGCCGUGCGACACCAAACAGCCUGCCGUGUACAGCUUCAAGGCGCGGGCCAAAUGGGACGCGUGGAAGAAGCUGGGGAGCAUGAGUCAGGACGAGGCAAUGGCGCAGUAUGUGGGGCUGGUGGAGCAGAUGAUUCCGAACCCAAAUGAGGACGAGGCGAUGGCGCAUCGCCUGCAUGCAUUGGCAAGUGCUGACGUGGAGGACACGUCAGCAGUGGAGGAAUGGAUAAAGGAGCACCCAGAGGCUCUGGAACAGAGAGACGACGAAGGCCGGACGGCGCUGCACUGGGCGGCAGACAGAGGCAAGCUAGGCAUGACUCGGUGCUUGCUGGCUCAUGGUGCUGAUGUCAGCCAAACUGACGAUGAGGGUCAGACUCCCCUGCACUACGCUACAGUGUGCGAGCACGAAUCAAUUGCCGACCUUCUGCUAGAGAAUGGAGCCGAUCCAUGCCGCCCGGACAAUGAGGGCACGCGCCCCAAGGACAUCCGCCCGGCCUCUUGCCGACGGGCUGGCAGCGCUGCAGGUGGCGUGGCGCGAGCUGGAGCCGUCGUGGGCCGUUGGAUCGGACUGCAGCAAGGCCUUGGGAUUGUCCGCACUGAAGAAGAGCCUGCAGCAGAUGUGAGUGAUGGUGUGGUGCGGUGUGCAGUGGUACGCUGUGGUGCUCUGUGCUGCUGUGCGGUGCUCUGUGUUGCUGUGCGGUGCUCUGUGUUGCUGUGCGCUUUCUCCGUGUG
Closterium sp. Naga37s-1 is the source of this 4235-nucleotide messenger RNA. NCBI's taxonomy places the organism in Eukaryota, Viridiplantae, Streptophyta, Zygnematophyceae, Desmidiales, Closteriaceae. The record is from the annotation of a GenBank genome assembly.